UUCCUCAUCUUUAACAUAGUGGUAAUAACAAUAUCUCUAGCAACAAAGGGUUCCUGUGAAGAUUAAAUGAUAUACUAUAUGUAAGCUGGUUUCUCUGGUAAACGAGUUGAUCCAUAUUGAAAAUUCAGGAAGUCUUAGUCAUCAUUGUAAAUACUAAGAAUUCGAAUUGUAUUUUAUCUGUUUUUACUUUUAGGUGUUGAUUAUGGAUGGUGAAGACAAAUAUUUAUUUAAAUUUAAAGGCUAUAAUUUUACACGUCCUUUUGUUAAUAUUGACUUACUAAAAAAUCUAGAUGACUUUGAAAUUAGAGAUGAUGAUGUCUUCCUCAUUACAUACCCUAAAUCUGGUACCAUCUGGACUCAGCAGAUAUUAAGCUUGAUUUACUAUGAGGGACAUCGUAACAGAACUGAAAUUGUGAACACAGCUGAAAGAAUCCCCUUCCUGGAAUACAAUCUACACAAAAGCGACUUUGAGAAGAGACCAUCCCCUCGCCUCUUUUCUUCCCACCUCCCGUACUAUUUAGCACCAAAAGGUCUCAAGAACAAAAAAAAUAAAGUAAUUUAUGUCUGCAGAAACCCCAAGGAUGUUUUGACCUCAUAUUUUCAUUUUUCUAAUUUGUUGGUUACAUUAGAAGCUUCAAAUAACAUAGGAGAUUUCAUGGAAAAAUUUCUAGAUGGAAAAGUGGUAGGAAGCCUUUGGUUUGAUCACAUCAGAGGCUGGUAUGAGCACAGACAUGACUUCAAUAUCCUGUUCAUGAUGUAUGAAGAGAUGAAGAAGGAUCUCAGAAGUUCUGUGCUUAAAAUCAGCAGUUUUCUUGAGAAAGAACUGAGUGAAGAGGAUCUGGAUGCUGUUGUGAAUCAGGCUGCGUUUCAGAAUAUGAAGGUUGAUCCUCAAGCUAAUUAUGAUAGCAUUCUGAAAAAUGACAUCGGGCUGAGAGCAGAGGGACACUUCCUGCGCAAAGGUACCAUUGGAGACUGGAAACAUUACUUGACUGUAAAGCAAAAUGAGCGAUUUGACAGAGUAUUCCAAAGGAAGAUGAAAGAUUUCCCCUUGAAGUUCAUCUGGGAAAUAGAUGAGGAGUUGGAUCAGUGAAAAAUAUAAUAAUAUUGUAAAAAUCUAACAACUGAAAAGUGUAUUUUAAUAUACACAUUAAUUUGUGCUUCUCAUACAA
This is a messenger RNA of Bubalus bubalis (water buffalo), 1169 nucleotides long. Its product is annotated as amine sulfotransferase. The transcript is spliced from 6 exons. Gene Ontology annotation, molecular function: sulfotransferase activity. Gene Ontology annotation, biological process: sulfation. Bases 203 to 1090 code for a protein of 295 amino acids. NCBI's taxonomy places the organism in Eukaryota, Metazoa, Chordata, Mammalia, Artiodactyla, Bovidae. The record is from RefSeq and is a predicted model, not a curated record. Gene Ontology annotation, cellular component: cytoplasm.